Messenger RNA from Penicillium canariense, 2355 nucleotides. Its product is annotated as diphthine--ammonia ligase family protein. The transcript has a single exon. The record is from RefSeq and is a predicted model, not a curated record. Gene Ontology annotation, molecular function: diphthine-ammonia ligase activity. The coding region runs from base 1 to 2355 and encodes 784 amino acids. NCBI's taxonomy places the organism in Eukaryota, Fungi, Ascomycota, Eurotiomycetes, Eurotiales, Aspergillaceae. Gene Ontology annotation, biological process: protein histidyl modification to diphthamide.
AUGCCCCCUUUGGCACCAUCUCCAUCCCCCGGACUCAAUGUGAUUGCCCUGAUCUCCGGCGGAAAGGACUCGUUCUACUCGAUCCUGCACUGCAUCCGCAACGGGCACAAGGUAGUCGCCCUGGCGAAUCUGCACCCAGAACAAACGCCAGGCACAUCCAGUGAUCACAUCCCCGAACAGGGUGGCCACCAAGGCAUGGAUGAUGCCGAAGAAGACAUCGACAGCUUCAUGUACCAAACCAUCGGCCACAGCGUCAUCCCGCUCUACGAGUCGGCCUUGGGUAUCCCACUCUACCGAGCCCCCAUCACCGGCGGCGCCGUAGACACGUCCCGCAUAUACCGGCACGACGCGGCUGACCAGGCAGCCGAGCCUGUUGCCCACGCUGAUUCGACUGCAAAGGCAGACGAAACGGAGUCUUUGGUCCCGUUGCUCCGCCGCAUCAUCCAGGCCCACCCCGAGGCAAAUGCGGUCUCGGCAGGGGCGAUUCUUUCAACAUACCAACGCACCCGCAUUGAGAACGUCGCCGGCCGACUGGGGCUCGUGCCGCUUGCCUGGCUGUGGAUGUAUCCGUCGCUCCCGUCACCGGCUGAGCGGGACGCUGAUGCGAUGGCGGUGGGGCAGGCGGGGUUGCUAGAGGAUAUGGCCCAGUGCGGGUGCGAUGCGCGGAUUAUCAAGGUUGCAUCUGGUGGUCUUGAUGAUGGAUAUUUGUGGGAGAAUGUGUCGGGGCCUGCGAAUGCGGGACGAGCGCUGCGUAGACGUCUUGUGAAGGCUAUGAGUCGGUUUGCGGCGCCUGAAGAUAUCAAGGGUGCGGUGUUGGGUGAGGGUGGGGAGUACGAGACAUUGGUGUUGGAUGGACCUGGGUUCCUGUGGAAACAGCGCAUUGAGAUUGAUACGAGGGAUGUCGGGACUGGGGAGGGUGGUGUGGCUUUUAUGAAGUUGAAGGGAGCGAAGUGUGUACCCAAGUCUGGGGAUACGCAGGAGUUCGCGCCGAAGGAUGUGAGGAGACCGGCGCUGCUGGAUACGCCGUUCUCUACUAGACUGGGUGAAAUAUUGCCACUCUCUUCGGAUCAGACGAUGUCAACAUCCACCAGAGUGUCUACGCCGUCGCCGGCGUGGGCUAUCCGCGAACCACACCACUGCCAAUCUCGAUCCACAUGGACCAUCGCAAACCUCGUGGCACCAGAGGCAGGCCCCGGUGCCGGUGAACAGAUGGACGCAAUCGUCGCUCAAGUGCAGAAUGCCCUAUCAUCCCCUCCCAAUUCCACCUCCACCCCCCGCUCCACAGACGACAUCGUCUUCGCCACCGUUCUCCUACGCUCCAUGGCCGACUUCGCCCUCAUGAACAACGUCUACGUCUCCCUCUUCAAAAAGCCAAACCCACCCGCCCGUGUCACAGUCGCCUGUGGUGACACCCUCCCCGCCAACGUCAAAGUGAUGGUCUCCUUCGUGGUCGACCUCGGCGCGCGAGACCGGCGCCAAGGUUUGCACGUCCAGUCGCGGUCAUACUGGGCGCCAGCGAACAUCGGCCCGUAUUCCCAAGCAAUGUCGAUUCCAUUGCGAGCCAAGGGUAGGGUGAUUUACAUCGCGGGCCAGAUUCCGCUGGACCCAGCUUCUAUGGAGGUUGCCGCGCAGGGUGAAGCUUGGUUGGAGGGAUAUGCGCUUCGGGCUGUGUUGUCUCUUCAGCAUUUGUGGAGGAUCGGAGAGGCGAUGCAGGUUGAUUGGUGGCUUGGUGCUGUGGCUUUUGUAACGGGUGGUGAGCAUGUUGAGACACAGGUGCGGAUUGCAUGGGAUCUAUGGAAGAAGAUGCAUGCCCGGCCUGAUGGUGAUGAGGAGAAGGAGGAGGAUGAGGGGCCGCAGCUUGAUGCUUGGGAUAUCAAGUAUGGGCGGAGACAGGAGGAAUUGAUACCCCAGGCUGUGGAGUCGGGCCUACCCAGGUUUUCUGCUCUCGGCGAGGAUGCUGCUGCCACGAUUCCACCGUUCUUGGCCGUCGAGGUGGAUGAGCUUCCUCGGGGCAGUGACAUUGAGUGGCAGGGCUUGGGGAGUCAGUGUCAGCAGGUCACUCUGGAGAGCAGAGAAGAUGGCGUCUCGACCGUUGCGGAUGAACAAUACAGCUAUCGCUGUAUUGAGCUGGAUGUUAAAACAUCCGAGGGGUCUUUGGUAGAGAGGCUUCGUUCAUUGAUCAACUCCCUGUGUCAGGACCCGCAAUUAACUCAGGCUGUAUUAUACACCACGCAGCCCGUACCAGAGGAUCUCUGGCCAGGUCAGAUCGUUCCAUGUCGAUCUGUUUGGGGACGAGAAGGGCGACUAUUGACUGGUGGUGUGAUCCUACAGAAGGAGUAUGGCUUGGACGAGUAA